GGAGGGGGGGGGAUGGCUGGGGCUCGCAGCUGAGGCGGUGACGGGUGGGCUGAGCUGAAGCGGGAAUCAGAGCCGGAGCCGGAGCGGGGAGUCCGCGCGCUGAUGGGCCGGGGCUGACGGCGUGUCACCGCCUCCGGCAGGACCCACCUCGCCUUCCUCUGGGGCUCAGCGGAUGCUCCGGGUCAGGCACCGAUCGGCUUGGGGUGCAGGUCCGAAUCUCCUCGGCUCCCCUGCCUCAGCCGCGCUACCAUGUCCACGCAAAGACUUCGGAACGAGGACUACCAUGACUACAGCUCCACGGACGUGAGCCCCGAGGAGAGCCCAUCCGAAGGCCUAAACAACUUCUCUUCCCCGAGCUCUUACCAGCGGUUUGGUGAAAGCAACAGCACAACAUGGUUCCAGACUUUGGUCCACCUGCUAAAAGGCAACAUUGGCACCGGCCUCCUGGGGCUGCCUCUGGCAGUGAAGAAUGCAGGCAUCUUGAUGGGUCCCCUCAGCCUGCUGGUGAUAGGCAUCGUGGCCGUGCACUGCAUGGGUAUCCUGGUGAAAUGUGCUCACCACUUCUGCCGCAGACUGAACAAGCCCUUUGUGGACUACGGGGAGACAGUGAUGUACGGACUGGAAUCCAGCCCCAGCUCCUGGCUCCGGAACCACGCGCACUGGGGAAGGCACCUGGUGGACUUCUUCCUGAUUGUCACGCAGCUGGGAUUCUGCUGUGUCUAUUUUGUCUUUCUGGCUGACAACUUUAAACAGGUGAUAGAAGCGGCCAAUGGGACCACCAACAACUGCCACAACAAUGAGACUGUGAUUCUGACGCCCACCAUGGACUCACGACUCUACAUGCUCGCCUUCCUGCCCUUCGUGGUGCUGCUGGUUUUCAUCAGGAACCUCCGAGUCCUGUCCAUCUUCUCUCUGUUGGCCAACAUCACCAUGCUGGUUAGCCUGGUUAUGAUCUACCAGUUCAUUGUCCAGAAUAUCCCAGACCCCAGCCGCCUCCCCUUGGUGGCCCCCUGGAAGACCUACCCUCUGUUCUUCGGCACGGCCAUUUUUGCGUUUGAAGGCAUUGGGAUGGUUCUGCCCCUUGAAAACAAAAUGAAGGAUCCUCGGAAAUUUCCGCUCAUCCUGUACGUGGGAAUGGCCAUCAUCACCGCGCUCUACAUCAGUCUGGGGAGUCUGGGGUACCUGCAGUUUGGAGCUAACAUCCAGGGCAGCAUAACCCUCAACCUGCCCAAUUGCUGGCUCUACCAGUCGGUCAAGCUGCUCUACUCCAUCGGCAUCUUCUUCACCUACGCCAUCCAGUUCUACGUGCCGGCCGAGAUCAUCCUCCCCUUCUUCGUGUCCCGCGCGCCCGAGCACUGCGAGCUGGUGGUCGACCUGUUCGUGCGCACCGUGCUGGUCUGCCUGACGUGCGUCUUGGCCAUCCUCAUCCCCCGCCUGGACCUGGUCAUCUCCCUGGUGGGGUCCGUGAGCAGCAGCGCCCUGGCCCUCAUCAUCCCGCCCCUCCUGGAGAUCACCACCUACUACUCGGAGGGCAUGAGCCCCCUUAUCGUCGUCAAGGACGCCCUGAUCAGCAUCCUGGGCUUCGUGGGCUUUGUGGUGGGGACCUACGAGGCCCUCUAUGAGCUGAUCCAGCCAAGCAGUGCUCCCAUCUUCAUCAACUCCACCAGUGCCUUUGUAUAGCACUCUGCCCUUUCCACCCCUGUGUGUUCCCCAGCCCCUGGCCCCAGAGCCAGGCUGGGCUCCGGGCUCUGGGGAAAGGUGAGGUUGCUGUUGGGGAGCACCUCUACCUGGCAGCAGGGUACCUUGGGCCAGGUAGGGCUGAGGGUACGGGAGAGACUUGGUAGCAGAUAUGCAGAGGUCCCUCUUUGUGGCAGUGCCAUCCCUGUUCAUUUGUACUUACGUUAAUCCAGAACUUUAAACUCUUUUCCCUCAUCCCGUCUCCUCCCUUACCUGCCUCCCCCCUUCUGACCCACUUCACCCAAUGAUUCCUGUUGCACAGCUCACUUUAUUUAAACAUCUUAGUACCCCCACCUCAUGUUUUCUCCUUCCAGGCGCAGGCCUGGAUUAAGUGAGUGGGAAGGCUGGGCCUAUCUCUAUCUCAUACCUCUCCCAGAUAUUUUACCUCAGUUUCCUCCUGCCUGUUCAAGCUCCAGGAGGUGUCUGGACCUGCCUAGUAGUCAAAAACCAGCCCCAAAGCUGGAGCUUUUAAUCUUUACUCUCUCUGGCUGUGACCCUUGGCAACACCUUCUCUGAAUUCCUCGUGUGGGUCACAGUGUUGUAUUCUUAGAUGCUUUAGCUUCUGAAAGAUAUCAAGUGCUGCCUAAAUUGAAAAUAUUUAUAUAUUUUAUUUAAAAUUAGCUUCUGUUUUGAGAUUCUGUCUCUAGAUCUGGGGUUAUUGUGGGUUCUUCCUUCCUCAGUAAACUUUUACUAGGCUUCUCCCGCUGAAAAGAAACUUGCUCCAGGAAAUGUGUGCUUAGGUGCUCAGCACCCUUGGCUGAGUAACCCAGAGGUUUUAAUCAGGAUCAUUUUCAUGUGUACCUCUGUUGGGAGGCGUGGACUUCGCCUCCCACUGACCAGCCUGAUUUCACAUUGAGACGAUACGUAGGACUCAGCGUAUGUUUGCCAGUACACUAGGCUGAAGAGAGGAUGGCGGAGUGGGAUGUGCUUUUGUCUGCGCCCGGGAGGCUCAUAAAAUGGUCGCUUUGUGCAUUCAGGCCUGUUUUUCAGCCUCAGCCCCUGACCGGCACACAGCGCACUAGCGUUCAGUUGCCAGCACAUCGGGAAGACACCCGCACUUCGCCAUGGAUGAGAAGACAAGGCCAGUGUGCACAGUGUGAAAUUCAGCUCACAGUAGUGAGAAGCAGCUGGUCUGACCCUACGCGUGGUGCUUGGCUGUUUACAAUCAAAGGGGGACAGGCCAGACGCAGUGCCCCGCCCCGAGCUGCCUCCGUGACCUGGACUUCUAAAGGGAACCACUUGGUAGGGACUUCGGUCCCCUGUGUUUUAAACACUAAUUGUGACCCCGUCCCUCCCCCUGCAUGCCUCCCUGAGUGUCACAAGUAGCCUCGGGGUUGGCUCACCUCAAGGCCAGCCUUCAAGUUUGGGAACAGACUGUGGAGAAAGCAGAGAAAGGUGCAUGGCCUUGCUUUUGGCUGCCUUUUCUCCCUCUCUUGGUGUGAGAAGUAUUUCAGAAGAGCAUUCAUUAAGGCUCCAUCCCCUGAGCUGUGUGUGUGUGUGUGUGUGUGUGUGUGUGUGUGUGUGUGUGUUCGUUCGUGCAUGUGCAGUAGAGUCCUGCUGUCCUCCACUCCUGUCACCAGGCCGUUGCUCACCUGGAGACGGUUCGCCCUGAACGUCGGAGGGGAGCACACCUUCAUCAGGGUCCUGUUCGCGUGUGUUUCCCCAAAGCUCAUAAGGGCUCUGACUGCAGCCCCACUGCCACCCGCAGCCCUGGCCUUUUCUUUCUCUUCUGUUCCAAAGCCAAAUUCUCAUUGCAGUGACUCCCAGCCUACUAAUAAUUUAUUAACUUAGGGAGAUGGGAUCCGUGGUGACUUGGUCUCUCUUAGGAGAAUGACACUUUUCACCUACCCUUCCUGUGGUUGCCAGUAGGUGCUUGUGGGACCCAGAUUCUAGCUGACGCCUCAGGCAUAGAAGGUGCUGCAGUGGGUUCGAGGGUCAUGCUCUUCUGUUUGUGAGUCCUGGGCUCCAGUUGUGCUGAGAGUUUUCAGUGAGAAGGUACAUGUCAGUAGAAGGGAAUCAGAUAUGUGUUUCGCCCACAGCCUCUUCUGUGGCUCAGGGCACUGCUGGAGGCCGUCCCGUCCAGGUGGGUAGCAAGACUUGACCUGAGGACUGGGCGGCAAAACACUGAGUCCUCUGGUCCCAGUCUUAGCAAACUGCAGACUACUGUUCCAGGGUCCGCAGCCUAGAAAAUGUGUGUAGGAGAGAUGGCACCACUAGCUUUGGGGCUUCUAGAAGCUAAUUUAGCACAGCCUUGUCCCUGUUUGAUCUUUUUCCUGUGUAGGCCCGGUGAAAGCAGACAUCUGACUUAGAACAGCAAGGCUCUCAAGUGUGAGGCUCCUUGUCUGGGCCAAAGGCAAACCAUGGGAUUUUGGGGCCCGAUACUGUUAGGCUCUGUGUCCCUCUGCCAGCCACCCCAGUGCAGCCUCAGAUUUCCAGUAGCUUCUGGGAGCCCCCUGUUCCUUCUGCAAACGCUGCUAUUGGGAGGCCUCCAUCUCCCGGUUGGCAGUGUACCUCAAAUUGCUGGGGAGAGCGUGACCUCUCACCUUGUCUUUAGUUUUCUAGACGUUGUCACCAUUCACAAGUGUCAUUAUUUAUACUGUGCUGCUGUCUGGCUGCUAGGAGCCCUUCGUCUGCACAAACUUGGGCCAAAUGUAUGUGAAUGUGUGGCGUAUCUGAGCUCAGAGCCUGCAGCUUACGCCCUCCCUCUCUGCCACUCACUUCUCCAGCUGGACUCACUGGCUGGUACUCACUACCUACUCUCCCCCCAUGAAAGGUACAGUCUGUGGGUUUUCCACUUGUCUUCCAGUGAUGAUCCCAGAAAGGAACAUUAGGAAAUCUUUCCUCCAUCUCUGUUACUUUUUCCUUCUCAAACGUCUCCCUUCCUGAAUUGUAGAAUAUCAUCUCUGUGUAACACUACAUAUUCACCUCCUGUUUUUUGGAAGUGCAAAAUCUCAAUUCAUGUCUGUUUACAGCUCUCUCUAUUCACUGCUCACAACAAAGGGGUCUGUAUCAGUGUCUUGUAUUUCGUAGCUGAUCAGAUGUUAAGGCGAGCCCCAGCUCCGGCCCUGGUCAGAACCCAACGCCACUUCCUGACAGUGAGACUCACAAUACAAGUGGCAUGACCUCGUGAUUAGGGAGUCGGCUCCAAGACUGCCUUAGAAUUAAAUUUUCCAAAGUACAUUAGAAAUCUCUGAGACCAUUAGGGGUAGAGGAGAGGGUGUGGUUUGUCUUUGAGAUCAUGGUCAAUGCUUUUAGACAAUUUAAUUAGUCUUGCUGGUUGCAAGGCUGAUUGUUCUGACAGCACCGGCUUGUGAGAUUUCUUUCCUGUUCUUUGUACCAGCGGGUCAUUCUCUAGCCAGGGCGUGUAAGUGGUGCUGAGCUGUGGUUACCAGAACGGGGGUGGGGGGGCAGGGAAAUGAGGGUCGAGGGUGCCUGUUAUACACCACGUUCUUUUGUUUAAAUCAAAGUGAUGCUGGGAAAGCUGUUUUGUUUUAGUGAACAAUAAAAUUACGUGACUCUAUUGUAAACCAUGUCAAUGAAUGUGUGAAUAAGACAAAGAGGAGAAACUGCCAGCCAGCAGGUCUUUGUAACCAGAUGGUACCGUGUAUAUUAUACUGUGUACGCGCCUACAUGUCUAUUUCUUGCAUGGUCUGUGUAGAGAGGUAGAUCAUGCAGGAGCUCAUAGAAGAAUUUGCUUCAGGUUCUGCACUUGGAUCAUAUGUUAAACUUUUCCUUUAUCAAUAAAUGAAUUUUAUUUUUUAUUUUUGAGUGAUUGCAGUCUGCAUCUUUGUUUUGGCCUUUUUUUGUUUUUUUGUAAUAUCACUCAGACCUUUUUACUAGAUCUUACUAGGUUGAAAUGUUCGUAGUUGAUGUCACAGAGCCCAUCCAUGGAGUAGUGCCAACAAUAGAACCCCUGUGGAAUUGAGCGUUCCCAAGAUAGGGGCCAGGUAGGUAUUUUUCUGUCAGAUAAUCCUGACCCUCAGCCUGCUCCUGCUUUUAUUGAAAACUUGACUAGGAACUCUAAGCCCUCUCUGUGUAUAUCAGACAACUGUAUUUGACCGGUAUGGUGGUUAGUUUCAUGUGUUAAUGUGGCUGGGCUAUAAUGUUGAGUAACCCAGUUAUUCAAUCAAACACUAACCUAAGUGUUGCUCUGAAGCUAUUCUGUAGAUGUGGUUGAUAUCAAUAAUCAGUUGCCUUUAAAUAAAAGUUUGUCCUUAAAAUGUGGGUGGGCCUCAUCCAAUCAGUUGAAGGGCCCUAAGGGGAAAGCUGAGGUUUCAGUGAGGAAGAAGAAAUUUUCCUCAAGACUGCAGCACCAGCUCCUGUCUGAGAAUUGCCAGCCUAGCCUGACAGCCUGCCCUGUGAAUUGUGGACUUGCCAGCCCUGACAAUCACAGAAGCCAAUUCCUUGAAAUCCCACCCUCUCCAGUGGGGAGACUGAUUUCAGGACAGUGGAAGAGAUGACUUCCUUUUCCCUUUUGUCACAUUAAGAGGGAAAACAAGACCAUCUGAGCUGCCUCUCUAGGUGAUCUGAAAAUCAGUCUUGGGCAGCUACUGAUUGAGACUCAUUCAAAAGCAGACCCUUGAAGCACACUAUUGAAGUAUAGCACUUUACAGAGAGAGGAAGGCAGGGAAUGGAUUAUGACUACUUUCAGUUAUCAAUAUUAUUUCUGGAACUGGGGGGGGGUGUCAAAGGGAUUCAGUGACUGUUCCAAGUCAUCAACCAGUAAGUGGCAGAAUUAGGAUACAUAUGCAAGUGCUGUGAUUCCAGAACCCAAGCACUUCCCCAAGGCACUGGCUGCCUCCCCCUCUUUGUUACAGUCCCAGGAGGGAGGUCCACCUUUAGGGAUUAUUGUGAGGGCUAGAGAGAAUGUUCUAAACUGCCUGGCAUGAGAGCUUAUGAAGCAUUUUCUGAAAUAUUAGCUGAAUUGAAGAAAGGCAAGACUCAGAAGCAGUUUUAAUUGUUUUGUGGUUUUACAUCCAUUCACUAUAGUCCUGUCUUGCUCACUUCCUUUGUGAAGAGCAUUCAAAACUUUUUAGGUUUUUCACCUCUUCACAUUUUCAUUCCUGCUCAUGUUACACUUAAUGACUAUAAUCCUUCCUUCAAGGGCCUCAGCGUAAGCCCACUGCACUUCUGGAGGUAUAGAUUGAGUGACAGUGGACUGAACUUGGACCCUAAACUUGAGGCGCUUUGCUAAGUAGGCUUGCUUCCUCAGACUCUGCCUGUUGCAAACAUACGCAAGAAACUAUCUUUAACUGGUGCACUUUACUAGACCCUUGGGCAUUGGUCUCCUCCCAUUUUGGGGGAAAAAUUGGAGUAUAGUCUACAUGUAAUAAAAUUCACCUGUUUCUUAAGUGUACAGUUUGAUGGGUUUUGACAAAUGCAUGCCUCAUUUGACUACCAUUUCAAUCAAGAUGUGGAAUGUUUGCUUUACCCUGAAAAGUUCCCUUGCAGUCAGUGCCAUCCUCAUGCCCCUUGACCCCUUGGCAACAACCGACCUGACUUCUCUGUCUCUAGUUUUGCCUUUUCUAGAAUGUUGUAUAAACGGAAUCAUUAUGUAGUCCUUUAUGUCUGGCUUCCUUCACUUAGCAAAAUACUUUCUAUAUUCAUCUAUAUCAUUCCAUGUAUCAGUAGUUUAUUUCUCUUUAUUGCUGAAAAAUAUUCCAUUGUAUGGAUGAACCACAAUUUGUGUAUUCAUUUGCCAAUUGUUGGAUGUUUGGGUUGCUUCCAGUUUUUGGCUAUUAUGAAUAAAGCUGCUAUAAAUAUUCAUGUACAAA
This is a messenger RNA of Suricata suricatta (meerkat), 7511 nucleotides long. RefSeq names its product solute carrier family 36 member 1 (gene SLC36A1). The record is from RefSeq and is a predicted model, not a curated record. Gene Ontology annotation, molecular function: L-proline transmembrane transporter activity; amino acid:proton symporter activity; L-alanine transmembrane transporter activity. NCBI's taxonomy places the organism in Eukaryota, Metazoa, Chordata, Mammalia, Carnivora, Herpestidae. Gene Ontology annotation, biological process: L-alanine transport; proline transmembrane transport; glycine transport. Bases 250 to 1680 code for a protein of 476 amino acids. Gene Ontology annotation, cellular component: vacuolar membrane. The transcript has 11 exons.